AUGGGAAUUAAAAUUUCAACACCCGAUAUUCAUUCGUCCCUCUCCGAAGAUGACGAAUCAACACAAAAUACCAGCAAUGGCAUUGAAGUCUUAUUGAGAGGAAGCAACCAUCAGUUGUUAUCAGGAGUUGAUUUGGUCAAGUCAUCCCCACAACAACAACAAUUAAAUUUGGCCAGCUCGUCAACGCAAAAUCUUUGUCAUCACAAGAUCAAUGCUGCUGUGAGUAGUAAUAACAUGCUUCAUGAUGAUUCAUCAUCGUCAUCAUUCUUGCAGAGGAAAAGGUCAAAAAGCGUUUCUGAAACCACCAACGCUACAGAACCUCAUCAUCAGCAGCCCUGCUCAACCCGAUUAACCAUCCCUGAUUUUACUCUUUCCGCUCCUCCUCCGAAUUCAAGCCAUGGCUUGGCCAAUCACUCAACCAAUUCCACACACAACAAUAUCACCACUACUCUCUCUACAAGCACUCAAAACAUCAUCAUCAACAACAACAUUAGUACCCACGUGAUAGCCUCAUCCUUCACAUCCUCGCCCAUCUCUAGCGAUAGAAAAAAACAUUCCCGUAGUCAUUCUUUCAAUUUUUUCAAAAGUAGCACAAAGGAAAACAAUGAUGAGGAUGAAGAAGAAAACAAUGAUGAGAUAAUUUCCACGCUAAAGAGUGCUUCGGGAAAGAGCUUUCUUCAAAAUAAUAAUACGCCAUCUUUGAAUCAUCAUCACCAAGUGGUCAUUCCGCCCCUUCAAAUUACCAUGAAUGAUCGUCCAUAUCAGCAAGAACAAAACGAUAAUAAGGCAUCUCCUCACUCUAUUAGUAGUAGUAGUAUGAAUAGAAGUAAGAGUUUCAGAUCCCUCUCGAUUGCUUCCUUAUUAAGCAUUGGAAUGAACAACAAUAGUUCUUCUCAACAACAACUACAACAACAACUGAAUAAUGGAGGAUUGCCGCCUUCCGUUACUGGAGAAAAAACACCACGAGGAGCACAGUAUAGUAUUUAUUCAAAAGCAAUGGCCAAUAUGGUGAGUCCGAGAGAGAAGAAUUUAAAUAGAAUUGAAAAUUGUAGACUUGUGGUACUUGUUGGAGGUAUUGACAGUGGAAAAACCACACUCCUUCAACAAAUGAGAAGUCACAAUUUUACCUCCUCAGAAUUGAAAUCCAUUCGUGAUUCGAUUCUCAUUUAUUGUAUAUAUUAUUUGAAAGUCUUGGUCUCAUCUCAACACGAAGUGAAUUUGAAUCAUUUACUUCACAACUCUUCUCCUGAAUUUGUGGAAAAUUUCUCAAACUUGUAUCAACAAUUCCAAAACAUGAUUUCGCCCAAGAACGUGAAUUAUCCACACCACCAUCAUCAAGAUUCCAUUUCUCCUAGAGUUUCUCCACAAAUUUCUAGUCCUAACAAUUCAUCAUCCUCUGAUGCAUUCUCUCACGUCCAUUCUACCCAUACCUCGGAUACAAGUAUCGGCAUUUCCAAUUCACAGACUACCUCACAACAACUUGCCAUUAUUUCUCGUCUAUGGAAACAAAAGGAAAUUUUCAAAGUUAUGCAAGCACUUUGGAAACAUCCACUCGUUCAAAAGUCAUAUCGAGAACGAAAUUUAAGAAAAAUUCCAACGCCUCUAUUAGGAGAAAAUAUCGAAUAUUUCUUACAAGAUGGAAGAAUUGAGCAAUUUAAAAAAGUCAACACUAUCACUACUCAAGAUAUCAUACGAGCCAAGACGCUUACUAUUGAAAGUAUGCCAGUGGUCGACUUUACACAUAUCAAUUUAGAGUAUGAUGGUUCGUUCAAAACUCGAAAAUUUCUCUUAUUUGAAACCUUGGGUUGGAGAGAGAAGCGUGACACUCUACUUUUGCAACAAACCUUUCUAGAGAAAUCCAACUUGGAUUGUGUUGUAUUUAUGGUUCCUCUAUCAGAAAUUGAUUUAGUCUGUUUUGAGGAUUUAAUUUCUCCAGGUAGCAGAGAUUCUGUGGUGAAAUUGGGGAAUUCUAAUCGAUUACUCGAUAGUUUGCAAUAUUUUGAACAAGUCCUAACGAAAAUCAAGACCAUACCAGAUGCACAGAGGCAACAACAAAUUCGUAAAGUUCUUCUUUUCACCAAAGUCGAUGUGUUCAUUCAGAAAAUUACAAACGGCGACGCGAUCCAAGCACUUUCGAAAUUCUUCUCAGAUUUUUCUGGCAACAAGACGAACCCUCAACAAGUGUUUAAUUAUAUUCGUGAUCGAUUUGUAUCAGUUCACAAACGUUGUAUUCAGAGUGAAAAUGGUAAUUCCUUACAUGUACCUGAGUUGGCCGUGCAUGUGGUGAAUACUUUGGACUCAUUUGAUCUUAAAGAAGUGUUCGAUUCCAUCACAAUGAACGUGAAAGAAAUGUUUGUCAAUUCUGAAUUAAGCUCCCUCUUCCAAAAAGAAUUCAUUUUCAACAGAAGAAUUCUGUACAAAUGGGAGCACACACAAUUCACGGAUAUUAUGAUAAGAUGUGUCGCCACAUACUCUGAUUUGGACUAUAUCUGA
Naegleria fowleri is the source of this 2493-nucleotide messenger RNA. RefSeq lists its product as uncharacterized. Lineage: Eukaryota; Heterolobosea; Eutetramitea; Acrasida; Naegleriidae. Gene Ontology annotation, biological process: G protein-coupled receptor signaling pathway. Gene Ontology annotation, molecular function: guanyl nucleotide binding; G-protein beta/gamma-subunit complex binding; GTPase activity. The record is from RefSeq and is a predicted model, not a curated record. The coding region runs from base 1 to 2493 and encodes 830 amino acids. The transcript has 2 exons.